Molecule: messenger RNA, 144 nt
Organism: Vairimorpha ceranae
Lineage: Eukaryota; Fungi; Microsporidia; Nosematidae
Exons: 1
Coding region: 1-144 (47 amino acids)
Source: RefSeq, a predicted model, not a curated record
AUGAUGACUUGGGAAGAUAUUGUAACGAAUUAUAAUGAGCAAUACAGGAAAGAAAUUGAUAUAGACAACCAUAUUGUGACUUAUGUUCGGUCCAGAGUGCUAAAAUUGACUUUAGAAAGCAUGCCUUUGAUAGCUUGGAGAUGA